Messenger RNA from Aspergillus nidulans FGSC A4, 762 nucleotides. Its product is annotated as GFA family protein. Gene Ontology annotation, molecular function: carbon-sulfur lyase activity. The coding region runs from base 6 to 692 and encodes 228 amino acids. The record is from RefSeq and is a predicted model, not a curated record. Lineage: Eukaryota; Fungi; Ascomycota; Eurotiomycetes; Eurotiales; Aspergillaceae. The transcript is spliced from 3 exons.
UCAUCAUGCUCUAUAGCCGGCUUUUAUCGAGCUCCUCAAGGGCUUUAAAUACCUUCAACACCCGCUGCUUCCCAAUCAACACACGAUAUCUUAGUUAUUCUAGACGUCUUUACAAGCCCGCAAUGCCUGAAAAAGAUCCCGGUUACAAGGACCGCCCGCCAUACAAGAUACGGUCUGAUGAAGAGUUUGGACCGGUCAAAUGGCGCGCAAGCUGCAAUUGCGGCCAAGUCACUUACAAGAUCAGCCGAGAGCAGCCACUGAACGCGAAGUACUGCCACUGUCGAGGCUGCCAAGUGACUCAUGGUGCUCCAUUCCAGUGGUGCGCAGUGUUCCAUAAGUCUGACCUCCAGUUCAACAAAGGCACGGAGGGCCUGUCCUUCUACUCUUCCCAGGACAAAUCCAGAGACUACCAGUUACCAACAAAGGUGGCAUGUGCGCACUGUCGCAGCCCGAUCCUAGACGAAGGAAAGAAUGUCUGUUUGAUUUUCCCGGAGUUAAUUGACUAUGAGGGGUCGGGUACGGAUCACGAAACCUGGAGGAAGGCUUUUGAGUCAAAGAUGCAUAUCUUCUAUUCUGCUCGUACAAUGGAUAUCCCGGACGGUAAGCCGAAGUGGGCUGGAAUGGAUGAACAGAGCGAGGCGCUUGAUGACUAUGGAAAGCCGAAAAAUAAGGAUGAUAAUUCGCGGAUUUAACCGUCUGCGUAGUGGCUAUGUAUGAAUAUCAAUUGAAUGUAGUUCAAGAAGGAAUUGUCUCGUUACAAAG